GCCGGCAGACGUCAGUCUUUCUGCUCCAGCUGAUUUCGGUCGCCAUCUUUGUCGUGAACAUAAACAACGGCGGUGACGUGUGUUGGCAUUCGGAUGUGUUGCUGUUAUUCACAAAAGCGCGACCGCAGUCUCACAGCCGCAGGGCCGCUCUCGUCAGCCAAACAUGACGGUGAAUUUGGACGCUUGAAGCGCCGCAUUAAGCAGGGAUGCUGGUCCACUGUGGAUUUCCUCAACGGGACGGAACGGAGGUUUAAAGGGGGCGGGGUUAGCAGUAGCACCCUGUAAAGAUGGACCAAGACUACGAGAGGAGGCUGCUGAGGCAGAUCAACCACCAGAACGUGCAGAUCGAGGCCCGCCUCACCAAGUAUGUCAGUGCUACCUGCAGUCCGGUCAGUGUGAAAUCAGGAGACCGCUUUAUUCCCACUCGUGCUGGAAGCAACUGGACCAUCAACUUCCACUAUGCCAAUGAGAAUUGCCGCUCGCCCAGUCACACUCACAAAGCAAAGGAUGCCAGUUCAGACUCGAGCAAAGAUGCGGUGGCAUAUGCUGCCCUGUUGAGGAACGAGUUGCUGGGGGCGGGUAUAGAGACUGUUCCAGACCCUCACACUGAUGAACGCCGCCAUGCACUCCUCUCUCAAGACUCCCACGGCCUUUUCAGGUACACUGUUCACAUUAACAGAGUGCCUUUUGAUAGUGACAAUGAAGUGUCACCCUACUCCCUUUCUACUCUUAGUAACAAGAGUCACAAGCUGCUCCGUUCUCCUCGUAAACCAGCUCGCAAGAUUUCUAAAAUCCCCUUCAAAGUGCUGGACGCUCCCGAGCUGCAGGAUGACUUCUACCUCAACCUGGUAGACUGGUCGGCAGGCAACCUCCUCAGUGUUGGUCUGGGAGCUUGUGUCUACCUGUGGAGUGCCUGCACCAGUCAGGUGACGAGGUUAUGUGACCUUUCAGUGGACGGGGACUCUGUUACAUCAGUUUGUUGGAAUGAGAGGGUUUGCUUCUGUCAGGGAAGUCUUGUCGCUGUCGGAACCCACAAGGGUUAUGUCCAGAUCUGGGAUGCAGCAGGUGGGAGGAAGCUGACCAGUCUGGAGGGUCAUUCAGCUCGUGUAGGUGCUCUGGCAUGGAAUGGGGAGCAGCUGUCGUCGGGAAGUCGAGAUAGAGUGAUCCUGCAGCGUGACAUCAGAAUCCCGCCAUCUGCUGAGAGGAGGUUACAAGGUCAUAGGCAAGAAGUGUGUGGUCUGAAAUGGUCACCUGAUCACCAGCACCUUGCAUCAGGUGGCAACGACAACAAGUUACUGGUGUGGAAUAGCUCCAGCCUGCUCCCCGUGCAGCAGUAUAGUGACCACCUGGCAGCUGUGAAGGCAAUCGCCUGGUCACCCCACCAACAUGGGCUGUUGGCAUCUGGCGGCGGUACUGCUGACCGCUGCCUACGCUUCUGGAACACUCUGACGGGACAGGCACUGCAGAGCACAGACACGGGCUCCCAGGUCUGCAACCUGGCAUGGUCUAAACAUGCCAAUGAACUGGUGAGCACUCACGGCUAUUCUCAGAACCAGAUUCUGGUGUGGAAGUACCCGUCACUAACACAGGUGGCCAAAUUGACUGGACACUCUUACAGAGUACUUUAUCUGGCUGUGUCACCAGAUGGGGAGGCCAUCGUCACAGGUGCAGGGGAUGAGACGCUACGAUUCUGGAACGUCUUCAGUAAGACGCGUUGCACCAAGGAAUCAAAGUCUGUGCUGAACCUCUUCACAAGAAUACGGUAGUUAACAUACAGCUUCAGGACUGGUUUGGGAGGAGCCAUCUAAAGUUGUGGUUGAAGUUCAUCACAGCCAUCAGAGUUGUUAGAGUAAAAUGUGCAGACGCAGUCUGGACUCAUCUGAUCGCAGCAGCACGUGCUCUCCCUGCAGCAGUACACAAAUCGUUUUGAUUUUAAGUUCUAAGAUCUGAGCUAUAUCAUGUUGACGUCACCACAUUUUUAAGGGCACUUUUUAUUGUAAUGGAAAGGAAACAUGAAACCUAGGUUUUGUUUUGUUUUUGUAUGCAGUUCGGAAUUUCAGUGACAGCUCCCAUCACACCACGCGGUGAUGCCACGUUAGAUUAAAAAAAAUAAAGCAGUCUGUUGUACGGACACAUGAUCUGCUUAGUAAGCUUUUUUUUUUUAACUUUAAAAUCUGUUGUAGAAGUGACUCAGAUUGUUUUAUUAUGAAUUAGCAGAAGUAUACAUGCACACGAGGUCUAAGCUAUAUCAUGUUGAUGUCAUCACAUUUUUAAAGGUUCUCAUUUGUAACAGAAAGG
Messenger RNA from Thalassophryne amazonica, 2298 nucleotides. RefSeq names its product fizzy/cell division cycle 20 related 1b (gene fzr1b). Gene Ontology annotation, molecular function: protein binding; ubiquitin ligase activator activity; anaphase-promoting complex binding. The transcript has 14 exons. NCBI's taxonomy places the organism in Eukaryota, Metazoa, Chordata, Actinopteri, Batrachoidiformes, Batrachoididae. Bases 288 to 1766 code for a protein of 492 amino acids. Gene Ontology annotation, biological process: positive regulation of ubiquitin protein ligase activity; positive regulation of anaphase-promoting complex-dependent catabolic process; anaphase-promoting complex-dependent catabolic process. Gene Ontology annotation, cellular component: anaphase-promoting complex. The record is from RefSeq and is a predicted model, not a curated record.